Periconia digitata is the source of this 1724-nucleotide messenger RNA. Lineage: Eukaryota; Fungi; Ascomycota; Dothideomycetes; Pleosporales; Periconiaceae. The record is from the annotation of a GenBank genome assembly.
UCUACCGCGAAAGACUCUUUAUCUGCAUUGUAAUUUCGCGUCAGCUCUGUCACACCCUUGGGAUCACUCAGCUUGCUAGCGUCCAACACUCACGCAUCCAACACGAGAUGGGCAUCACCGGGGACGCCAUCAAGGCUCUGGCUCUCGAGCAUGUGGCUCUAAUGAGCGCCAUUUUCAUCGGAUCGCUUGCCCUCACAUUCGCUGUGUCGCUCAACAAGAACCAGAGAGAUCUAUACAGCGUUCAAAAUGGGAGGAAAGUGUUGAGCGAGAAGACAGUUCUCGUCGGUGGGCCAGACCGCUCUGCGUGGCCCUGGUUAACCGAAAUACGAGCAAGGUUCCGAUAUAUGCGCGCCGGACACAAUGAUAUGUUUGUAGCCUUCAAAAAUUAUUCGGGACGUAUUCUCAGGGCGCCGCUCGCAGACUACAGCUUCUUCGUGUUGCCGCCGGCAUACAUGGAGGAGCUCAAGAGUCUGCCGCCCACGACCAUGAGCUCGUCCAUCUCCGUCGAAGAGUAUCUGCUUGGUGGCCUUACGACCAUGAAAGCGCAUGAUAUGCUGGGCGACAUCACCUGGCAGGUGGUGCGCAAUCACCUGACGCAGAAAUUGGACAAUUUGGUUGGGCCGCUGGCGGAAGCAAAUAGGAACGCGUUUCAGGAUGAAUUGCCAGAUUGCUCUGAUUGGACGCCGGUCGUUGUGCACGACGUGUUUCUGCAGAUUGUAGGACGUAUGACCGGGCGCACUUUCGUCGGCGAGAAGCUUUCAACGAACAAGCUGUUUUUGGACACGUACAUCGACUUCGCGACUUGUGUGUUUGUUGUUUCGAGCUACCUCAAGGUCCUUCCAGCGUUUCUUAGACCGUUGUUUGCGCCAAUUAUCCCGGAAUUCUGGAAGAUCAAAAGAAUACACGCGAACAAUUGGAAGUUGCUCGCACCAAUCGUGAAGGCUAAAAAGCAAGAGCCGAAAGAGCAAGCCGAAGAAAGAAAAGCAGCUGGCGACGGAGACAUGCUCGACUGGCUCCUCGAAGCCUCAGGUCCCAACGCGACAGUCAAGGAGAUUCUUACGCGACAGUUGGGAAUCGGAUUCGCCGCCAUCCACACGACGACCAAUCACAUGACCAACUGUCUCUACGAUCUAGCAUACCGUUGGGAUGAGUAUGCGCCGCCGUUGAUCGCCGAAUACCGCGAAGCUCUUCGAGAGACGGAUGGCGUUCUGCAGAAGCAAACUCUGUCCAAGCUUUCCAAGCUCGACAGCUUCAUGAAAGAGUCUAUGAGGUUGAACCCUCCAUCAUCACUCGCCUUCAACCGCAAAGUCCUCAAAGACCACACGCUCAGCGACGGCAAAGUCCUGCCCAAAUCGUGCUGGAUCGCCGUGCCCGCGGGUCCUCUGAUGCUGACAGAGAGUCAGUUCCCCAACCCACACGUAUUUGACGGAUUCCGGUAUCAUCGCAUGCGACAGGAAGGUUCUGAAGAGUCCAAGACAGCUGCCGCCAAAACAAGUCAGUUCACGUCCACCGGACAAUACAGUUUGGUGUUUGGACAUGGACGCUUUGCAUGCCCUGGCCGCUUCUAUGCUGGCGUGGAGAUCAAGCUGAUGCUCAUCCAUGUGCUCGAGAAUUACGAGCUCAAGCUACCCGAUGGCUCAGGCCGACCGCAGAAUUUCCAUUUUGCGGACGCAGGAAUUCCUGACCCUACCAAGCAUGUGCUUUUCCGCAAGUUGAAGGGUUAG